Messenger RNA from Astyanax mexicanus (Mexican tetra), 3192 nucleotides. RefSeq lists its product as uncharacterized. The transcript has 21 exons. The record is from RefSeq and is a predicted model, not a curated record. Gene Ontology annotation, molecular function: protein binding. NCBI's taxonomy places the organism in Eukaryota, Metazoa, Chordata, Actinopteri, Characiformes, Acestrorhamphidae. Bases 244 to 3117 code for a protein of 957 amino acids.
GGUGGAAACAGGAAGUUAAAAUUGAAAGUAACUUUUUCAGUCUCACAGAAUAAGAGUAUGAGGACGGCUGCUGGUUUAAUAGCUGUGUGUUUGCUGCUGUUGUGAUCUUCUGAUCCUCUGUGAGAGCAUUUAGCUGUUGUUGGUUCUGUGCCACCUUCCUUCCACCAGGUGAAAGUUUCUAUAUGGUCACCCUACUGAAAUGCUGAAAGUAACUCUCCUAAUACCUGUAAUGAACAUGUGAAGAUGAGAAAGAUAGGGAUGAAGUUCUUCCAUAUGGCAGUUCUGAUUUUCCUCUGUGGUAUAAAAUCUGAAUCAGAGAGUUUAAAUGUUGUUGGUCCAGAUGCUCCUCUUGUUGUUGAACCUGGUGAAGUCCUGGUUCUGCCCUGCUCUAUCCAACCCAACACCAGUGCUGUGGACAUGACUGUAGAAUGGUACAGAUUAGAUGCAGCAGAUAGAUUUGUGCAUCUGUACGAGAAUCAUAGAGACAUAAAUGAAAAGCAGGAUCAGAUCUACAGAGGAAGAACAGCACUGUUCAGAGAGGAGCUACAAAAAGGAAACACUUCACUCAGACUCUCAGACGUUCGAGUCUCUGAUGAAGGAGCUUAUAAAUGUUUCAUUAGGGACAAAUCCUGGUACGAUGACAUCACUGUUCAAGUCACUGUUGAAGUUCUGGGAACUGAGCCUGUGAUCACAAUGGAGGGCUAUGAUAAGUCAGGUGGGAUCAGUCUAGUCUGUGAGUCUAAAGGCUGGAACCCUGAACCUGAGGUUUUGUGGCUGAACAGUGAAGGAGUCAGUCUGAUUGCUGAAGAUACAGAGACACACAGAGACACUGAGGGCUUCAGAGUAAAAAGCCGCAUCACUGUUUAUAACUCAGACAGGAUCCACUGCAGACUUCUACAGAGACACCACCUGAGAGAGGCUGAGAUCAUCAUCACCAGUGAAAUUUUUCAUUUCUGGAAGUCUGCCAUCAUCACCAUACCAGUUUUAGUGGUUAUUGUUUUUGGACUGACAGCUGCAGUUAUUUAUCUUUAUAAAGAGAUUAAAAAGGAAAGGCUAUUUUCAGAGCUUCUGAAGAGGAAACAGCAUGCAGUGGACGUGAUUCUGGAUCCUGAUACAUCAAAUCCCUUUCUCAUCCUCUCUGAUGAUGGAAAACAAGUGAGAUGUGGAGACACAAAACAGACUCUUCCUGACAAUCCAGAGAGAUUUACAAAUUAUUGCAAUGUUUUGGGAAAGGAGGGAUUCUCCUCAGGGAGAUUUUACUAUGAGGUGCAGGUCAGUGGGAAGACUAAGUGGACAUUAGGAGUGGCCAGAGAGUCCAUUAACAGAAAGGGGGAGAUUACACUGAGCCCACAGAAUGGAUUCUGGACUGUGAUUCUGAGGAAUGGGAAUGAGUAUAAGGCUUGUGCUGAUCCCUCAGUUCUCCUCUCCCUGAGAGAGAAUCUCCAGAAGGUGGGGGUGUUUGUGGAUUAUGAGGAGGGUCUGGUCUCCUUUUAUGAUGUGGUGGCCAGGUCUCAUAUCUACUCUUUCACUGGUCAGUCUUUCACUGAGAAACUCUAUCCAUACUUCAGCCCCAGUCUUAAUGAUGGAGGAAAUGCUGAAAGUAACUCUCCUAAGGCCUGUAAUGAACACGUGAAGAUGAGAAAGAUAGGGAUGGAGUUCUUCCAUAUGGCAGUUCUGAUUGUCCUCUGUGGUAUAAAAUCUGAAUCAGAGAGUUUAAAGGUUGUUGGUCCAGAUGCUCCUCUUGUUGUUGAAGCUGGUGAAUUCCUGGUUCUGCCCUGCUCUAUCCAACCCAACACCAGUGCUGUGGACAUGACUGUAGAAUGGUUCAGAUUAGAUGCAGCAGAUAGAUUUGUGCAUCUGUACGAGAAUCAUAGAGACAUAAAUGAAAAGCAGGAUCAGUUCUACAGAGGAAGAACAGCACUGUUCAGAGAGGAGCUACAAAAAGGAAACACUUCACUCAGACUCUCAGACGUUCGAGUCUCUGAUGAAGGAGCUUAUAAAUGUCUCAUUAAGGACAAAUCCUGGUACGAUGACAUCACUGUUCAAGUCACUGUUGAAGUUCUGGGAACUGAGCCGGUGGUCACUAUGGAGAGCUAUGAUAACUCGGGUGGGAUCAGUUUAGUAUGUGAGUCUAGAGGCUGGAACCCUGAACCUGAGGUUUUGUGGCUGAACAGAGAAGGAGUCAAUCUGACUGCUGAAGAUACAGAGACACACAGAGACACUGAGGGAUUCAGAGUGAGAAGCCGCAUCACUGUUUAUAACUCAGACAGGAUCCACUGCAGACUUCAACAGAGACACCACCUGAGGGAGGCUGAGAUCAUCAUCACCAGUGAAGCUCUUCAUUUUUGGAAGUCUGCCAUCAUUACUAUAUCAGUUUUAGUGGUUGUUAUAGUUUUUGGACUGAUAACAGCUGCAGUUAUGUAUCACAAGAAAGAUGUACAGUGGAAAAUCCUAAAGAAAGAGAUUGAAAGUGAAAAAAUGAAAGCAGAGGAGCAGAAGAAAACGCUAGAGGAAGAGAUUAAAAAGGAAAGGCUAGUUUCAGAGCUUUUGAAGAGAAAACAGCAUGCAGUGGACGUGAUUCUGGAUCCUGAUACAUCAAAUCCCUUUCUCAUCCUCUCUGAUGAUGGAAAACAAGUGAGAUGUGGAGACACAAAACAGACUCUUCCUGACAAUCCAGAGAGAUUUACAAAUUAUUGCAAUGUUUUGGGAAAGGAGGGAUUCUCCUCAGGGAGAUUUUACUAUGAGGUGCAGGUCAGUGGGAAGACUAAGUGGACAUUAGGAGUGGCCAGAGAGUCCAUUAACAGGAAGGGGGAGAUUACACUGAGCCCAAAGAAUGGAUUCUGGACUGUGAUUCUGAGGAAUGGGAAUCAGUAUAAGGCUUGUGCUGGUCCCUCAGUCCUCCUCUCUCUGAGAGAGAAGCUCCAGAAGGUGGGGGUGUUUGUGGAUUAUGAGGAGGGUCUGGUCUCCUUUUAUGAUGUGGAGGCCAGGUCUCAUAUCUACUCUUUCACUGGUCAGUCUUUCACUGAGAAACUCUAUCCAUUCUUCAGCCCCUGUCUUAAUGAUGGAGGUAAAAACUCAGCUCCACUGAUCAUCACACCUGUCACUCAUGAUGAUUAAAUACCUGCUAUCAAAUGUUUAUAAAUAAACUACAGGAGUAAAUGCAAUGUCCUGUUAUAUUUGUUUUUGUUCUGU